UGUCCCUCUCUUUGAUGUCGUGGUAAUACUAAGUCUACAACUCCCGCAAGUAACAAUCUUCAUCAAACGUUAAACACCGUCCAAUAUUCAGCAAACCAAAAAUGGCAACUCCAUUGAAGAACAUUGCCCUUAUCGGCGCCAGCGGGAAUAUUGGCAAGAUUAUUCUCGAGGGCCUUGUUGCCUCAUCUGAGUUCAAAGUAACUGUUUUGUCGCGCAACUCAAGCGACGCAACUUUCCCUGCCAACGUCACUGUCCGCAAAACCGACUUCUCCGAGGAUGACAUAGUGUCUGCUCUCAAGGGUCAAGAUGCCGUGGUCUCAGCUGUGGGCGCCACUGGGUUUAGCGAGCAAAAGAAGUUUAUAGAUGCUGCCGUCCGCGCUGGUGUUAGGAGAUUUAUCCCGUCUGAGUUUUCUGCAAACACCCUCAGCGACGCUGUCAUACAGUUGGUGCCCUUCCUCGAACAGAAGAGGGAGGUCCUCGAGUACCUGAAAUCCAAGGAGUCAGUGGGACUCACCUGGACAGGUAUCGCCACUGCUCUCUUGUUUGAUUGGGGCCUUGCAAACGGUUUCCUUGGCUAUGAUGUCGCGUCCCGUACAGCAACCAUCUGGGACGGUGGUGACAAGACAUUCACUCUCAUCAACGAGAAGCAACUCGGAGAGGCUGUCGUUUCUGUUCUGAAGCAACCCGCAGAAACUGCCAACCAAUAUCUUUACGUUUCCUCCGUCGAGACCUCGCAGAAGGAGAUUCUUAGCGCUUUCGAGGAAGCUACCUCUUCCAAGUGGACAGUGACUGAUACUACCACAGAUGCUGAAGUUAGCGAGGCGGCGAAGAAGCUCAGCGUUGGCGACUUUAGUGGUGCUUUUACGCUGGUUCGUGGCACAAGCUAUGCAACCACCCCUGGACUCCGUGCCAACUACGCAAAAGACGAGGAGCUGGCGAACGGAAUGCUGGGAUUGAAGCAAGAAAGCGUUAAAGAGACUGUUAAACAGGUUGUGAGCAAGUUUGCAUAAAAUGAGUCGGAGCGAGUGUCUUUCAAUAGAACAAGGAUAUUCCGAGUUUCACCGGCCCCUUUCCUGUCAGAAUUAGACAAAGAUGGCAAUGUUAUCGCGUGUCCAAUUUCAGCUGCACUAUUACCAGAGAGCCAGUGUCAUCAACUAAAGUUGUUUGUGAUCUCAGGGGAAAGAUGGGCAGAAUGAGGCUGUAUCGGCUACACGUACGUAGUCUACUGACGAUCGGGUGCCAUUUCGAUAGAUACUCA
Messenger RNA from Aspergillus alliaceus, 1258 nucleotides. RefSeq names its product aromatic alcohol reductase. The coding region runs from base 102 to 1010 and encodes 302 amino acids. The transcript has 3 exons. The record is from RefSeq and is a predicted model, not a curated record. NCBI's taxonomy places the organism in Eukaryota, Fungi, Ascomycota, Eurotiomycetes, Eurotiales, Aspergillaceae. Gene Ontology annotation, molecular function: oxidoreductase activity.